This is a messenger RNA of Peronospora matthiolae, 99 nucleotides long. The record is from the annotation of a GenBank genome assembly. NCBI's taxonomy places the organism in Eukaryota, Oomycota, Peronosporomycetes, Peronosporales, Peronosporaceae.
AUGGCGGACGACCCACCUCCGCUCAGCAAGAAGCUGCGUCGGAAGCAGGAGAAAACGCAAUGGCUGGCUGGCUGGCUGCGUGCAACGCUUCUCAAUUGA